Molecule: messenger RNA, 3774 nt
Organism: Pipistrellus nathusii (Nathusius's pipistrelle)
Lineage: Eukaryota; Metazoa; Chordata; Mammalia; Chiroptera; Vespertilionidae
Source: the annotation of a GenBank genome assembly
AUGCUGCUCAAGCUCCUGCAGAGACAGACCUAUACCUGCCUGUCCCACAGGUAUGGGCUCUACGUCUGCUUCGUGGGCGUCGUGGUCACCAUCGUCUCCGCCUUCCAGUUCGGCGAGGUGGUUCUGGAAUGGAGCCGGGACCAAUACCACGUUUUAUUUGAUUCCUACAGAGACAAUGUUGCUGGAAAGUCCUUUCAGAAUCGGCUCUGUCUGCCCAUGCCGAUCGACGUGGUGUACACCUGGGUGAAUGGCACCGACCUUGAACUACUGAAGGAACUGCAGCAAGUCAGGGAACAGAUGGAAGAGGAGCAGAAAGCCAUGAGAGAAAUCCUUGGGAAGAACACAACAGAACCAACUAAGAAGAGUGAGAAGCAGCUGGAAUGUUUGCUGACACACUGCAUUAAGGUGCCAAUGCUUGUCCUGGACCCAGCCCUGCCAGCCAACAUCACACUGAAGGACCUGCCAUCUCUUUACCCUUCUUUUCAUCUUGCCAGCGAUAUAUUUAAUGUUGCAAAACCAAAAAACCCUUCGACUAACGUUUCAGUUGUUGUUUUUGAUAGUACUAAGAAUGUUGAAGAUGCCCAUGCUGAAACCUUUAAAGGAAAUAGCAAACAGACAGUUUGGAGGGGCUAUUUGACCACAGAUAAAGAAGUCCCUGGCCUGGUGCUAUUGCAAGAUUUGGCUUUCCUGAGUGGGUUUCCACUGACCUUCAAGGAGACUAAUCAACUAAAAGCAAAAUUGCCAGAAAAUCUUUCUUCUAAAAUAAAACUGUUGCACCUGUACUCAGAGGCCAGUGUAGCACUCCUGAAAUUGAACAACCCCAAAGACUUCCAAGAACUGAAUAAGCAGACUAAGAAGAACAUGACCAUUGAUGGGAAAGAACUGACCAUAAGUCCUGCGUAUUUAUUAUGGGAUCUGAGUGCCAUCAGCCAGUCCAAGCAGGAUGAAGACGUUUCUGCCAGCCGUUUUGAAGAUAAUGAAGAACUGAGAUACUCACUGCGAUCCAUCGAGAGGCACGCGCCGUGGGUUCGGAAUAUUUUCAUAGUCACCAAUGGGCAGAUUCCGUCCUGGCUGAACCUUGAUAAUCCUCGAGUGACCAUAGUAACACACCAGGAUGUUUUUCGGAAUUUGAGCCACUUGCCUACCUUUAGUUCACCAGCUAUUGAAAGUCACAUUCAUCGCAUCGAAGGGCUGUCCCAGAAAUUCAUUUACCUGAAUGACGAUGUCAUGUUUGGGAAGGACGUGUGGCCAGAUGAUUUUUAUAGUCACUCCAAAGGUCAAAAGGUUUAUCUGACAUGGCCUGUGCCCAACUGUGCUGAGGGCUGCCCAGGCUCCUGGAUUAAAGAUGGCUAUUGUGACAAGGCUUGCAACAACUCGGCCUGCGAUUGGGAUGGGGGGGAUUGCUCUGGUAACAGUGGAGGGAGUCGCUAUGGUGCCGGAGCCGGGGGAACCGGGAGCUUGGGAGCUGUCCAGCCCUGGCACUUCGGUGGAGGAAUAAAUAGUGUCUCUUACUGUAAUCAAGGGUGUGCAAACUCCUGGCUCGCUGAUAAGUUCUGUGACCAGGCCUGCAACGUCUUGUCCUGUGGGUUUGAUGCUGGCGACUGUGGGCAAGAUCAUUUUCAUGAAUUAUAUAAAGUAACUCUUCUCCCAAACCAGACUCACUAUGUUAUCCCAAAAGGUGAAUGCCUGCCUUAUUUCAGCUUUGCAGAAAUAGCCAAAAGGGGAGUCGAAGGUGCCUACAGUGACAACCCCAUAAUUCGACACGCUUCCAUAGCCAAUAAGUGGAAAACCAUCCACCUCAUAAUGCACAGUGGAAUGAAUGCAACUACAAUACAUUUUAAUCUCACACUUCAAAGUAGGGAUGACAAGGAGUUCAAAAUCCAGAUCUCAGUCGAGGUUGACACAAGAGAAGUACCCAAACUCAACUCUACCACCCAGAGGUCUUACCAGACAUUGGUUAGCCCCAUAACACCUCUUCCAGAGGUGGAGAUCCCAUUUGAGGAUAUUCCUGAAGAAAAACGCUUCCCAAAGUUCAAGAGACACGAUGCUAACACAACAGGGAGAUGGCAGGAGGGGGUGAAAAUUCCCCUGGUCAAUAUUUCGCUCCUCCCCAAAGAGGCCCAGUUGCGUCUCGCUAACUUGGAUUUGCAACUAGAACGGGGAGAUAUCACUCUGAAGGGAUACAACCUAUCCAAGUCAGCCUUGCUGACAUCGUUUCUGAUGAACUCCCACGAUGCUAACGUAAACAUAAACCAGGCUGUCAUCCCAGAGGAAAGAAACGAGAGCGUGGCGGCCCCACUGGCGCAGCAAGUUCGCAGAAGCUCCGGGCCAGACAGCUUAGGAGCACCGGAGGGAUUACCGAGGUCGACUUUUCCAGCAGAGACGAUAAAAGCUAAUGGCCGUUACCAGCGUCAGACUCCACCCCGGGACUUGGAAACCCAAGCAACCUUUCCAUCUGAAAGUCAGACCCAGAGAUUGGGAGGUGGAAGUGUGUCCAGAGGAAAGCUCUCCUCUCUGAUUGUUCCACAGAAAAACCAGGUGCCCAGAGAAAAGCCAAGCACAGGGAAAGAACAGGAGGAAAACAGGAUGGACGACCAUGCUGAAAGUCACAUAGGUGUGAAUGAAGUACUGCCCGGAAGAAAGCUGCAGCAUUAUACUGACACUUACCCCGGCUUUUUACCCUGGGAGAAAAAAAAGUAUUUCCAAGAUCUUCUUGAUGAAGAAGAGUCGUUGAAGACACAGCUGGCAUACUUAACUGACAGCAAACAUAUUGGGAGGCAACUAAAAGAUACAUUUGCAGAUUCCCUCCGAUAUGUAAAUAAAAUUCUAAACAGCAAGUUCGGAUUCACAUCUAGGAAAGUCCCUGCACACAUGCCUCACAUGAUCGACCGAAUAGUCAUGCAGGAACUGCAGGACAUGUUCCCUGAAGAAUUUGACAAGACGUCAUUUCACAAAGUGCGCCACUCUGAGGAUAUGCAGUUUGCUUUUUCUUAUUUUUACUACCUCAUGAGUGCAGUCCAGCCACUGAAUAUAUCUCAAGUUUUCGAUGAAGUUGAUACUGACCAAUCUGGUGUCUUAUCUGACAGAGAAAUCCGAACACUGGCUACCAGAAUUCAUGACCUGCCUUUAAGUUUGCAGGAUUUAACAGGUCUGGAACACAUGUUAAUAAAUUGCUCAAAAAUGCUCCCUGCUAAUAUCACUCAGCUAAGCAACAUUCCACCAACUCAGGAAGCAUACUAUGACCCCAAUCUGCCACCCGUCACUAAGAGUCUGUUAACCAGCUGUAAACCAGUAACUGAUAAAAUCCACAAAGCGUAUAAGGACAAAAACAAAUAUAGGUUUGAAAUCAUGGGAGAAGAAGAAAUUGCUUUUAAAAUGAUUCGUACCAAUGUUUCUCAUGUGGUUGGCCAAUUGGAUGACAUAAGAAAAAACCCUAGGAAGUUUGUUUGCCUGAAUGACAACAUUGACCAUAAUCAUAAAGAUGCCCAGACAGUGAAAGCUGUGCUCAGGGAUUUCUAUGAAUCCAUGUUCCCUGUACCAUCCCAGUUUGAGCUGCCAAGAGAGUAUCGGAACCGUUUUCUUCAUAUGCAUGAGCUGCAGGAAUGGAGAGCAUAUCGAGACAAAUUGAAGUUUUGGACUCAUUGUGUACUAGCAACAUUGAUUAUGUUUACUAUAUUCUCGUUUUUUGCUGAACAGUUAAUUGCCCUUAAGCGGAAGAUAUUUCCCAGACGGAGGAUACAGAAAGAAGCAAGUCCCAGUCGAAUCAGGGUAUAG